GGUAAAUCCUUCCUGUUAUCCCUAAGGAAGAACAUCAAAAUGCAAACUCUUGCGUCCUUCAUAAUCCUACUCUCCUUGCUCAGCCUCAUCAUGAACAUUCAAGCACAGGUCACCUACCGUUAUCAUUUUUGCACAAACUCAACUACGUUCACCAGAAACAGCACCUUCCAGGAAAAUCUAGAUGUUCUUCUCUCUUCCCUUUCAUCCAAUUCAACCCACCUCAGUGGAUUCUAUAACACCUCUGCUGGGCAGGUCUCCGACAACGUUUAUGGCCUCUUUCUCUGCCGUGGUGAUCUUAGCACCGAUGUUUGCAAAGAUUGUGUCACCUUGGCCACCCAAGCUAUUAUCCAACGCUGCCCCACGCAAAGAGAGGCUAUAAUCUUUUACGAUGAAUGCCUACUGCGAUAUUCAAACCAGUUCAUCUUUUCCAGAAUGGCCCAAGAACCUGUUUUGUAUUUGUUGAACUCACAGAAUAUAACAGAUCAAGAACGUUUUAACGAGAUAGUGGACACCACCAUGGACGAUACAGCUUUGCAGGCUGCAAACGCUUCAGCUGGUAAAAAGUUCGCAAUCAAGAAAGUGAAUAUCACUCAGAGUCAAAGCCUCUAUACACUGGCGCAGUGCACGCCUGACAUAUCUGUGUCUGUGUGUGGACAAUGUCUGCAGUUAGCUAUAUCUCGGUUACCUGGUUGCUGUAGUGGAAAGCAAGGAGGAAGAGUUUUAUUCCCAAGCUGUAAUAUUCGGUAUGAGAUAUAUGAGUUCUAUAAUGCAACCGCUUUACCACCUCCUCCUCCUCCUCCAGCAGUAACAAGACCACAAGGUAAAGUUGAUUUUGCACUAUCUUUUGUCUCUGUUAAUUACGAUGAAUAUUCAGACAUGUUUCUGUAUUCACACAGGAAAAAGCGGCUUGGAUUUGGUGAGGUUUAUAAGGGAAUAAUGUCUAAUGGACAAGCAAUAGCUGUGAAGAGGCUGUCGAAAAAUUCUUUCCAAGGUGCAGAAGAAUUCAAGAAUGAGGUCCUGUUGGUAGCCAAGCUUCAACACAGAAAUUUAGUGAGGCUGCUAGGAUUUUGCCUGGAAGGAGAAGAAAAGAUCCUGGUUUAUGAAUUUGUUCCCAACAAAAGCCUCGACUACUUUCUAUUCGAUCCUGAGAAGCGAAGGCAAUUGAAUUGGCCAAGGCGUUACAAGAUAAUAGAAGAAAUUGCUCGAGGAAUUCUAUAUCUUCAUGAGGAUUCUCGCCUUAGAAUCAUACAUCAUGAUCUUAAAGCUAGCAAUAUUUUAUUAAAUGAAGAUAUGCAUCCAAAAAUUUCAGAUUUUGGUAUGGCUAAGAUUUUUGGAGUUGAUCAAACUCUAGGGAAUACGAGUAGAAUUGUUGGACCAUACGGAUACAUGUCUCCGGAAUAUGCAAUGCAUGGGCAAUUCUCAGUCAAAUCAGACGUAUUCAGCUUUGGCGUCUUGCUUCUUGAGAUCAUUUGUGGAAAAAAGAACAGUUCUUUCUAUCAAACUGACGGCGGUGAGGAUCUUGUCAGCCAUAUCUGGAAACACUGGAGAAAUGAAACACCUUUUGAAGUGGUAGAUUCAGUUCUGAGAGAUUCAUAUUCAAGAAAUGAAGUCUUAAGGUGCAUCCAAAUAGGCUUGUUAUGCGUUCAGGAAGAUCCUUCUGACAGACCAACAAUGGCGAAAAUUGUUCUCUUGUUCAGUAGUUACUCUGUUACUCUGCCAAUUCCCCAACAGCCAGCUUUUUUUCUUCACAGCAAAUCGGGGCAGAUCAUGCCAGGGAAUGGGUUGGAUUCGGAACAGUCCACUAAUAAGUCAGUGUCAUGGUCUGUCGAUGAAGGAUCAAUUACUGAAGUAUAUCCUCGUUAGUGAAUGUAAUGAAAUUUUCUUUGAGGCAAGUGAUAGAAGUUUUCAAGGAUUGGAAACUUUGAUCUUUUAAUUUCAAUUUACGUUUUAAUCUUCAGUGUUAGUGUUGUUGUUAUUACACUUUAUUACAAUACAACAAUUUUUUUUC
This is a messenger RNA of Manihot esculenta (cassava), 2008 nucleotides long. Its product is annotated as cysteine-rich receptor-like protein kinase 25. Lineage: Eukaryota; Viridiplantae; Streptophyta; Magnoliopsida; Malpighiales; Euphorbiaceae. The transcript has 6 exons. The record is from RefSeq and is a predicted model, not a curated record. Bases 40 to 1863 code for a protein of 607 amino acids. Gene Ontology annotation, biological process: protein phosphorylation. Gene Ontology annotation, molecular function: protein kinase activity; ATP binding.